GCGGAAUGCUCUUUUUUGAAAUUUGUUCUUUUUUAUUUUUAAUGCUUUUUUUUUUUUUUGGUCUUGUAGGGAUGUGCUAAAUCAGAAGGGAUCAGCCUCAACAGAAAUCAGUGUCCAUCAUGCAGAGGGUGGUGACACGUCAGACAACGGUUCGCGUAAUUGGAAGAAUCAGCAAGCAUGUAUCUGGACGUGAAAUCAGACACGGGGGAGUCCAUUCAGAUGGGGAGCUGCUGUGCAGCAAAACCAGAUUGACACGUCGUCAUUUGUCAGCCAUCAGAUAUUUGCGAUCAUCAUCAUUGGCGUCGUCUUCGCCUUCUUCCUUCUCAGAGUGCUCCUCCUCCUCCUCCUCCUCUAUCCACGCAGAAGAGCCUCCGUCCUUCCUAGUGCUCUCGUCGAGGUGGGAAAGAGGAGGGGGUUCUGGUUGCGUCUAUGGAGGGCAGCAGCUUAUCAGCAGAGGUAAUGCGACAUGGUCACAAGGCUUGCCUGCCAUGCAGGAGGAGGGGAAAGAGAAUGGAGCAGUCUCCGGGUCGGCGAAACAGACCGGAGGCUCAGGGUCGGGAUCGGGUCGUGGGGGAAAGAUAAGCAAGGGAAUAGCUGCGACAAUCGGACUUGCUGGGGUGGUGAUGGGCGGAGCGGGGAUAAUGGCAGUACUUAGAGAGCUGGGAAAAGGAGAAUUACGAGGGGAGGAGAAGGGGGGGGGGGGAGGAGAAGGAGGACAACGGAAUGAGUCGAAACUUGGACCAGAUUCGGAUGUAAAGGUUGGCAGCGAAGGGGACAGCAGCCCGGAAUCGACGACAACCGUGGUCAAUUGGAGUGGAACGCACGAGGUUCGAACUCGCGACCUGUUUCAACCUGAGACGGAGGAAGAGGUGAUUGCUCUGGUUGCGGAGGCGCACGCGAACAAACGAAAGAUCAGGGCAGUCGGCUCAGCACUCUCGCCAAAUGGAAUAGCGCUAUGCGAAGAGGGGAUGCUAAAUAUGGCGCUGUGCGACCGGGUUAUAAAUGUGGACAAGGAGAAGAUGACGGUGACAGUUCAGGCGGGCGCGAGAGUCGACCAAGUGGUGGAGGCAUUAAGAGAGCAUGGACUGACAUUGCAGAACUACGCAUCGAUCAAGGAGCAGCAGAUCGGAGGGUUCACACAGGUGGGAGCGCACGGGACGGGAGCGACCCUACCUCCCGUCGAUGAGCAGGUAAUUAGAAUGAAACUGGUCACACCGGCAAGAGGAGUGCUAGAGCUAUCGAUGGACAAAGAUCCAGAGUUAUUCAAAUUGGCGCGCUGUGGGCUCGGGGCGCUCGGCGUGGUGACAGAGGUAACACUGCAGUGUGUGCCAGCUCAUCAGUUGGUCGAGUAUACCUUCGCAUCUAAUGCAAAGGAAAUAAAAAAGAAACACAAAGAAUGGAUAAGAAAUAAUCGGCACCUUCGGUACAUGUGGAUACCAUACACCGACACGGUCGUUGUCGUGCAGUGCAAUCCUGUUGCUCCCGAAAAGCAGAAGGCGACGUGGUGGAGCUGGUUUACUCGCUCCCCACAGCAGCAACAGCAAUCAAAUCUCUCUCUCGAUGAACGUCUUGCUCAUGUCAGAGCCCUCUACAAAGAAGUAUCUUCUACUUCGCCGCCGCCCUCAUCUCCUUCUCCGUUGUCUUCGCCUUCUUCUUCUACCUCGCCUUCGUCACCUUCUUUACCGUCUUCAUCUUCUUCGUCUUCAGCAGCAGCAGCAGUAGUAGCAGAAGAACUAGCAGCAGAGAGCUCGACGCCCGUCCUUCCCGCUACGUCUCCUUCAACAGCAGGAGAUGCGUCUGCGGGUCCACGUUCUGGCCACGCAGGGGUGAGAGAAGAAGAAGAGGUAAAUAUACAAUGUUUGUCAUUUACUGAGCUGAGGGACAAGUUACUUGCGGUUAAUCCAUUCGAUCCUGACCACGUGGCGCGGGUGAAUCAAGCGGAGGCGGAGUUUUGGAGGAAGAGUGCCGGAUAUCGGGCUGGAUGGAGCGAUCAGAUCCUCGGAUUCGAGUGCGGAGGACAGCAAUGGGUAUCUGAGGUGGCGUUUCCAAUCGCAACUCUGUCGUCGCCGAACAUGAAGGACAUCGCCUUCAUGGAGGAGUUGAUGGCGAUGAUUAAGACGGAGCGAAUUGCAGCACCAGCUCCCAUCGAGCAGAGAUGGACGGCAGUGAGUUCGUCUCCGAUGAGUCCUGCAUCGCCUCAGAGUCUUACUUCUUCUCCUACGUCUUCCUCCCGGAACCAAAAUGCUGACUCUGUCUUCUCGUGGGUAGGAAUCAUCAUGUACCUGCCCUCUGACGACCCGGAGGUAAGGCGCAAGAUUACUGAGAGAUUUCUGGAUUACCGGAAGAGGUCUGCUCAGCAGUUAUGGGACAAAUACCAGGCCUUCGAACACUGGGCUAAAAUCGAGGUUCCGGAGACGGAUGCUGAAAGACGCGAAUUAGCGGACAGAUUGAGGAAGAGAUUUCCUGUCGACGCUUUCAACCAGGCCAGACGGGAUCUCGAUCCUCAUAAUAUUCUAUCGAAUGACGUCAUCGAUGCAUUGUUCCCUCUUCAUUCACAAUAAAUGAUUUUUUUUUUUUUUACACAAUAAAUUGAAUAAAUGAUU
This is a messenger RNA of Chara braunii, 2603 nucleotides long. The record is from the annotation of a GenBank genome assembly. Lineage: Eukaryota; Viridiplantae; Streptophyta; Charophyceae; Charales; Characeae.